Molecule: messenger RNA, 1906 nt
Organism: Coccinella septempunctata (seven-spotted ladybird)
Lineage: Eukaryota; Metazoa; Arthropoda; Insecta; Coleoptera; Coccinellidae
Product: b(0,+)-type amino acid transporter 1-like
Exons: 9
Coding region: 121-1647 (508 amino acids)
Biological process (GO): amino acid transmembrane transport
Cellular component (GO): membrane
Molecular function (GO): L-amino acid transmembrane transporter activity
Source: RefSeq, a predicted model, not a curated record
AAUUAUUUAUAAUUUUUCAAUAAUAUUUCUCUCGCUCCAAUUUCGAAUAUCACUCGAUAUGAAUAUACUAUCUGUUGAUUCUAAUUUCAGUAAGCGGUGAUUUGUAUAUAGUAUUCAAGUAUGAUGGUUGACCUUACUGAAGUGAACUUGAGAAAAUCUGGUGAUAGUGAUAAGGGAGAAAAAUUCACACCCUGUUUCGACAAAAAAGAGAAGAAAAAUGAAGAUAGAGUGGAGCUCAAGAGAGAAAUGGGCCUCUUCUCGGCCAUUAACAUGAUUAUUUCAGUUAUGAUCGGAUCUGGAAUAUUUGUAUCGCCUGCACCAGCCCUAGCCUACUCAGGAUCUGUAGGAAUGUGUAUUGUCGUUUGGACAGUUUGUGGCAUCGUUUCUCUCCUCGGUGCAUUGGCAUUUGCUGAACUGGGUACAGUUAUUCCUAGAUCAGGAGCAGAAUAUGCCUACUUUCUGGAUUCCUUCGGACCCCUUCAUAAAUUUUGGGGCAACCUACCAGCAUUCAUAUACUCCUGGGUGAUGAUUUUCAUCAUUAGACCUGCAGAAGUUGCUGUUAUUAUUUUAACGUUUGCAGAAUAUUUCUGUCAACCUUUAUUGGACUAUCUUUGUAUCAAAGAUGAACAAAUUAUAAAAGCUGUGGCAAUACUUGCUUUAGGUAUCAUUACCUAUAUCAAUGUGAUGAGUGUAAAGUUAUAUGUUAAAGUUCAGAAUAUCUUUGGAUUUUUCAAAAUCUUCGCUUGCCUUAUUGUAAUAUUAGGAGGAGUUUACGAGGUUGCCAAAGGAAACACAAAACAUCUCAGUUCCGGAUUCGAUGGGACAAAUCUCGCGCCAAAAAAUAUUGCUUUAGCCUUUUAUAGCGGUCUCUGGGCUUAUGAUGGCUGGUCAGCAGUGACAAUAGUAACAGAAGAAAUAAAAAGACCAGAAGUGAACAUUCCGAAGAGUAUCGCUAUCAGCGUUCCAAUAGUUACCUUUUUGUACGUAUUCAUGAAUGUUGCCUAUAUGACAGUCCUGACAAUACCAGAAAUGGUGGCCUCAAAAGCAGUUGCAGUAACAUUUGGGGACAGAGCGUUAGGUCCCCUUUCAUUUCUAAUUCCUCUUGGAGUUGCGUUGAGCACUUUUGGAUGUACCUUGAGUAUACAAUUCGGCGUAACUAGGUUAUGUUACGUUUCUGCUCAAGAUGGCUUGAUGAUGGAAAUCAUGUCAUAUGUUCACUAUAGGAGAUUAACACCAUCACCAGCAGUUGUUAUGCAGGGAAUUGUGGCCUUAUUAUUCAUUACUCUUGGAGACAUUGUAGAGUUAAUAGAAUUCGCAAGUUUCCUAAUUUGGUUUUUUUAUGGAGUUGCAAUGAUUUCACUGCUUGUGCUUAGAAGGACCAUGAAAGAUGUUCCGAGACCUUAUAAGGUUCCUACAAUUAUUCCAAUUUUCAUUUUACUGGUGGCCGUUUAUCUAACAUUGACGCCAAUUGUAACAGAUCCUAGUCCGAAAUAUUUAUUCGCAUUAGGCUUCAUAUUUUCAGGUGGUUUAGUUUAUACAUGGUUCAUUUAUAAAAAAAGAAAUCCGGAAUAUUUAAUUGCAAAACUCACUUAUUUCGUACAAAUGCUUUUCGAGGCUGUACCACCGAAUUACAAUGCUGGCAGCUGAAGAGUUCAAAAGACAAUAUGAGUUGAAUGUGCCUACUUUUCUAUGGAAAUUUCACGGACUACCUCAUUUAUGGAAAUUCAUAUUUCGAAAAGAAAUCAUCUAAUAAGGUCUGUGAGAACAAGGAAAACAUGACAAAAAGUUGGACCGUAGCAUCUUCGAAAUUUUUUUAAAGUAUUCUUUUAUCUUCUAUAUAUGUUACUAUUGCGAAUGUUGUAUAUGUAACAAAUCAUAAGAAAAUAAAUAAUUCCUUUGAUUAAAA